This is a messenger RNA of Fulvia fulva, 2259 nucleotides long. RefSeq lists its product as uncharacterized. The transcript has a single exon. The record is from RefSeq and is a predicted model, not a curated record. Lineage: Eukaryota; Fungi; Ascomycota; Dothideomycetes; Mycosphaerellales; Mycosphaerellaceae. Bases 1 to 2259 code for a protein of 752 amino acids.
AUGCUCUCACGAUCGAACAGCAACGCCGCCGAUCGGCUCCAACGAGCAAAGUCCAACUCGUCCGCCCACACCGCCACCUCCAGCCAUCACCGCCAGUCCACCAACAUCGAGCCUUACGUCGGGUCACAGCAACAUGCAGAAGCCGCGGCAAUCGAAGCUCAUAGGCGUGCGCAAGAGGUCGAACACCCGACAUCACGCCCAGUCCCGCCCAAGCUGCAGCGGCGACGCAGCCAGAAAGACGGCACGAGCCAAGGGAGUCACUUCGAGAUCGCACGGAGGAAGUCUCUGGCGCGAGCCGAUGAUGAGCCCAGAGUGAGGCCAGUGUCGUGUCUGCCAAGUCCAUCGAAACCGAUCACAUCGAUCGAAGAAACUCAGGAAGGCACCAUCAUCACACGGAGAAGGUCGGUCAUUCCUCCUUUAGCAGAACCAAAGCUGUUGCCGAACGAUCCGGCAUCAUCGGCGUCCACCUCUGCUCGCCAAGUCCGCCGACGCCAAUCAGCAUACACAGAAGGGAGCCCUCAGGCUCGAUCUUCACAAACCAUUCAGGACCCCGACGCAACCUUGCAGCUGCCGGACCUUGGAGCCGACCCCGCUGGCAUAUUUCACCUGCGUAAGACGCCAGACUAUCGCCCAUCUGCCGCUGCGGAUCAACGUGCUACACGAUCGCGUCGGCCGUCUCUUCGCGAAACGCAGACAGAUGAGGAUAUUCGCAACAUGGCUCGUGAUGAGUACCUGCAAGAUCUUCAUGCCAAGCGUCUGCGAGAGAGGAAGUCAUUCAUGCUGGCUCCCUUCCAAAAGCGGCGGGCGACGACGACCGCCACCAACCUCAACUCGUCCUUGCCUCCCUUCAAUUACGCUAACGAUGGCAAUGCCGCUCCCUUGCCCGUCAAUCCAGCGUUUAAUGCCCUUAAGCCGGAAAAGUCACGCAAAGUGUCAGACACCAUCAAAGGCCGCCUCAAGAAGGUCUUUCGCAAAGUCUCAAAGCCAAUCAGCCUUCCUCCUCAACAUAUCGAGGCCAACGAUCUGCACUACACCGUGCGCCAAGAUGAUGUCAGCGAUGCAGAGGUCAAUCCCGUAGUUGAUUGCACGGAUCCAUUCAUGACUGCCACAGCAGAAACACUCGGGCCGCCCGCGGUCAAAUUCAACAGCACUCAAAACAGCAACAACGGUAGCCAGGAAAGCCUUGCGCGGUCGAGAGUCACAAGCUGGACAACCUCAACUGUCGCAGGCAUGAACAGCACGCGCACCAGGGAUGGACCUUUUGCUCAAGGGGACGAUGCAACAAAGGUGCGCAAAAGAAGCUCCUUCUUCGGCCGGCCGAUACAGAACAAGCUCCGCCGUACCAGCAGAACUGAUCUGAAGGGAUCCGAAGAGAGUCAGAGUCAGAGUCACAGCCUGUACGAGGCAUUGCAGAAAGUGAUUAGACCAUCCAACUCUAUCGACCCACCUCGGCAGGAAAUCUCAAUUUCUCCACCCAUACCACCACGACCAGACACUAUCACAUCAAGAGAGUCGACCUCCUCUGCACGUGCACUACUGCCAUCGCAACAGCGCUGCAGCAUCUCUGCAGAAAGCUAUGGGACAAGCCUCUCAUCCACGAUCCGGCCAAUCUCACCUCUUGACCCAGCAGAAUAUGGUGCUGUCAACAUACCAUCGCCCAUCAAAGAAGUCACCAGCCCAGGACCCGACUACAACGGCGCUGACGAACAAAGCUCACCUGAGCGUACGCCAGGCGGUGGACUCAAGCGACGUACUGCCACGAAAUCUUCAGCGCCUUCGCAAGAACAACUCACUCGCCGGAUGGAACGCCACAAGAAUAGAUGGCAAUCUCCACUGGACGAGAUUGCUCCUCAGGGAGGGCAGUCAGCAAGAAAGAUGAUGCCCGAAGACAAUCCAUACGAAAUGCGCUCUCUCAGUCAGUCGAUGCGCAAUCCCGUGCCACACAACGAUCUGCCGUAUCAUGCCAACCUCGGUGCUCCUCGUAUGGACGCCUUGUCGCCCAGCGUGUACUCACGUGGUACCGACGGCGCAUCUCCACGCCCAUUGACACCCGAUGAUGUUGGCAUGACUACCAUCACCAUCACUAGCCGUGAGGUCAGGAAGUAUGACAUUUCGCCUGGCCCGAAACAUGGAGAUGCCACCAAACGUAUUCAAGGCAGUCGAGAAUGGCGCAAGUGGUUAUCCGAUGAAAUCUGCAACUUUACUCCCGCCCAACAAGUGGCUGGUGGCAGACCAGGCUCUUUGUCUCCUACGAUGUAG